Schizophyllum commune H4-8 is the source of this 1013-nucleotide messenger RNA. RefSeq lists its product as uncharacterized. Gene Ontology annotation, biological process: signal transduction; cell division; positive regulation of protein phosphorylation. Lineage: Eukaryota; Fungi; Basidiomycota; Agaricomycetes; Agaricales; Schizophyllaceae. The record is from RefSeq and is a predicted model, not a curated record. Gene Ontology annotation, cellular component: nucleus; cytoplasm. Gene Ontology annotation, molecular function: protein kinase activator activity. The transcript has 4 exons. Bases 16 to 759 code for a protein of 247 amino acids.
UUGUCCUCAACUGCCAUGUCGUUUUUCGGCCGCAAACCGUCUGCGCCGCGCUCAAAGUCGCGCACGCGCACGAAGGAGCCCUCGCCCUCGCCGUCCCCUGCCCCGCCACCGCUCCCCGCGCCCUCCGCGGAGGCUGUCUUUGGCGCGAACAAGCCGCUCUACCUCUGCCGCCCUUUUGCCGAUGCCGCGCUAGUCAAGGGCAAAUUCAAGACGAUCGUCCAGCUCCCGCCCUACGUUGACAUGUGGGAGUGGGUUGCUGUCAACAUCUUUGACUUUUACACCAAUCUCAACGAGUUCUAUGGCGUACUCACCGAGGUCUGCACGCAGCAGUCCUGCCCGAACAUGAGUGCAGGACCCAGUCUCAACUACCUCUGGACAAACCAGGACAAGAAGCAGAUCAACCUCUCCGCACCGAACUACAUCGACUCCGUCAUGAGCUCCGUGCAAACCAUCCUUGACGACGAGAACAUCUUCCCCACCAAGUCCAGCCAGAACUUCCACCCGUCCUUCCCCCACACGGUCAAGCUCGUUUACCGCCAGUUGCUGCGCGUGUUUGCGCACCUCUAUCACGCGCACUACGAGGCAAUCCUGCACCUGAGGUCCGAACCGCACUUCAACUCGCUCUUUGCGCACUUCCUCGCGUUUGGCAAGGAGUACGAGCUUCUCGAAGUCGCUGAUAUCCGUGGCGAGCCAGACAAGCCUGUCGGCGUCGGCCUGCUCUGGGAGCGCUGGAAGGACGCGGGCAUCCUCGAGACCUAGAUCGCGACAUCGUGGCUGGCCACGACACGAGCCCGAUCCGCGCAUCGCACCAUGGGAUCACCAUACCACUUCAUGCACAUAAUAAGGCAUCACGCGCCCAUCGCGCGCGCACAUUCCUUGUUUUCUUCGUCUUCAUCUUCACUGGAUCAUUCAUCGCAUGGUAGAGAGCAUUACUGCAAGCAUUGUAGGGCGGAAUUGCAGGUAUCUUGUAAUGUAAGUAGGAGGACAGUGGAAUCAUUCACUUUAGCAUGCUA